Diplodia corticola is the source of this 207-nucleotide messenger RNA. RefSeq lists its product as uncharacterized. Bases 1 to 207 code for a protein of 68 amino acids. NCBI's taxonomy places the organism in Eukaryota, Fungi, Ascomycota, Dothideomycetes, Botryosphaeriales, Botryosphaeriaceae. The record is from RefSeq and is a predicted model, not a curated record. The transcript has a single exon.
AUGUACGCUGCUACUAUCGCCCCGGUCAACUCCCAGAACGGCAUCGCCAGCGGUGGCCACGGCUGCACCGUCAUGAACACGGAGCCGGUCAACUUCCAGAACGGCAUCGCCAGCGGCGGCCACGGCUGCACCGUCAUGAACUCGGAGGAGCCGGUCAACUACCAGAACGGCAUCGCUAGCGGUGGCCACGGCUGCACCAUCAUGUAA